Messenger RNA from Gavia stellata (red-throated loon), 3442 nucleotides. It is a transcript of the gene INTS4, whose product is annotated as integrator complex subunit 4. The transcript has 23 exons. Bases 1 to 2907 code for a protein of 968 amino acids. Gene Ontology annotation, cellular component: integrator complex. The record is from RefSeq and is a predicted model, not a curated record. NCBI's taxonomy places the organism in Eukaryota, Metazoa, Chordata, Aves, Gaviiformes, Gaviidae. Gene Ontology annotation, biological process: snRNA processing.
AUGGCGGCGCACCUGAAGAAGCGGGUGUACGAGGAGUUCACCAAAGUGGUCCAGCAGCACGAGGACCUGUCUGCUAAGAAGCUGCGGCUGACCAAGCCCAGCAAGUCAGCGGCGCUCCAUGUCGACCUGUGCAAAGCCACCUCACCUGCAGAUGCCUUGCAGUACCUUCUCCAGUUUGCCAGGAAGCCCGUGGAAGUGGAGAGCGUGGAAGGAGUUGUCAGGAUCCUGCUGGAGCAUUAUUACAAGGAGAACGAUGCCUCUGUAAGAUUGAAGAUUGCUUCCUUGCUGGGCUUGUUAUCGAAGACUGCAGGAUUUUCCCCAGACUGCAUUAUGGAUGAUGCUAUUAACACACUUCAAAAUGAGAAGUCUCACCAAGUCCUUGCUCAGCUGCUGGACACCCUGUUGGUGAUAGGCACAAAACUCACAGAGAAUCCGUCUGUCAGGAUGAGACUGGUAGAGGUAGCCUGCAAGCAUCUGACAGAUUCUUCCCAUGGUGUUAGAAAUAAGUGUCUUCAGUUAAUUGGCUGUCUUGGACCAGUGGAAAAAGGUGUUGCAAAAGAAGUUGAAAGCCAGGCUGCCAAAGAUGUCCAGAAGAUAAUAGGAGAUCAUUUUACUGACCAGGACCCUCGUGUUAGGACUGCAGCUAUAAAAGCCAUGCUGCAGCUUCAUGAAAGAGGAUUAAAAUUGCAGCAGGCUAUUUACAGUCAGGCCUGCAAGCUGUUGGCAGAUGAUUACGAGCAAGUGCGCAGUGCUGCAGUUCAGCUAAUUUGGGUCCUCAGUCAACUUUACCCUGAAAGCAUCGUCCCGAUUCCUUCUUCUAAUGAAGAAAUUCGCUUGGUUGAUGACGCAUUUGGAAAAAUUUGUCAUAUGGUUAGCGAUGGUUCCUGGGUUGUUAGAGUACAAGCUGCUAAGUUAUUGGGUUCUAUGCAACAAGUUAGCUCCCAUUUCUUAGAGCAGACCCUUGACAAGAAGCUCAUGUCAGAUCUGAGGAGGAAGCGCACUGCACAUGAACGAGCCAAAGAGCUCUACAGCUCUGGGGAGUUUUCAAGUGGAAGAAAGUGGGGAGAUGAUGCUCCCAAAGAAGAAAUUGAUACAGGUGCUGUAAACUUGAUUGAAUCAGGAGCUUGUGGGGCUUUUGUUCAUGGCCUGGAAGAUGAGAUGUAUGAGGUUCGGAUCGCUGCGGUUGAAGCCCUCUGUAUGUUGGCUCAGUCCUCGCCUUCUUUUGCGGAGAAAUGCCUGGAUUUUUUGGUUGACAUGUUUAAUGAUGAAAUUGAGGAGGUGAGACUGCAGUCAAUACACACAAUGAGAAAAAUUUCCAACAACAUCACGCUGCGGGAAGACCAGCUGGAUACUGUGUUAGCUGUCUUGGAGGAUUCUUCAAGGGACAUUCGGGAAGCACUUCAUGAGCUGUUGUGUUGCACCAAUGUCUCAACUAAAGAAGGCAUCCAUCUUGCGCUGGUGGAGCUGCUGAAAAACCUGACUAAGUAUCCCACAGACAGAGAAUCCAUAUGGAAAUGCUUGAAGUUCUUGGGAAGCAGGCAUCCCACUUUGGUGCUUCCAUUAGUCCCAGAGCUGCUGAGCACACAUCCGUUCUUUGACACUCCAGAACCAGACAUGGAUGACCCAGCCUACAUUGCUGUUCUGGUUCUGAUUUUUAAUGCUGCUAAAAGUUGCCCAACAAUGCCUGCCCUGUUCUCUGAUCAUACAUUCAGACAUUACGCCUAUCUUCGGGACAGUCUCUCUCAUCUGGUCCCUCCGUUAAGGUUGCCAGGUAGAAAGCUGGUGUCCUCCCCUGUCUCUCCCAGUAUUACACCACAUGAAGAUCCUUCCCAGCAGUUCUUGCAUCAGAGCCUGGAGAGGGUUUACAACCUUCAGCACCUUGACCCCCAGGGCAUACAGGAGCUGCUGGAAUUUACCAUCCGUGAUCUUCAGAGGCUUGGAGAACUGCAGUCAGAACUGGCAGGGAUGGCCGAUUUCACUGCAACUUACCUUCAGUGUCAGCUGCUCCUCAUCAAGGCCUUGCAGGAGAAGCUGUGGAACGUGGCAGCUCCUCUGUACCUGAAACAGAACGCAUUAGCAUCUGCUGCAGCAAAACAGAUCUUGGAAGAAACUUACAAAAUGGAGUUCAUGUACAGCGGAGUGGAAAGUAGACAAGUGGUCAUUAUUCACCACAUGAGACUGCAAGCGAAGGCGUUACAGCUUAUAGUGACUGCACGUACCACUAGAGGAGUGGAACCCCUUUUUGGGAUGUGUGAAAAAUUCCUACAGGAAGUGGAUUCCUUUCAGAGAUGUUUCAUCUCUGAGCUCCCACAUAUGCAAGGCAGUUUUGUAGAUAAAUUGCUGGACUUAAUGCCCAGACUCGUGACAUCCAAGCCUUCGGAAGUGGUCAAGAUUCUUCAGACAACACUGCGACAAAGUACCUUCCUCCACCUUCCUCUUCCAGAGCAGCUCCAUAGAGCUACUGCAAAUAUCAUUGAGCCUACCGGUGAAUCUGACAAUCCUCUGAGGUUUACAUCGGGGUUGGUAGUGGCACUGGAUGUUGAUGCAACUCUGGAACACGUGCAGGAUCCCCAAGGAACCGUUAAAGUUCAGGUAUUGUAUCCAGAUGGACAAGCACAGCUAAUCCAUCCUAAACCAGCUGACUUUCGAAAUCCUGGUCCUGGAAGGCACAGGCUGAUAACUCAGGUUUACCUCUCACACACAGCCUGGACAGAGCCAUGUCAGAUUGAAGUACGGUUGCUGCUGGCUUACAAUUCCAACAGGAGCAAGGCAUCCGCUAAAAUUCCUAAAUCUAACUGGAGCGAGAGCUUGGAGGCUCUCCCGCCAUCUGAAAACGGUAUAGAGGGGACCAUACCCUUCAGCAAACCCGUCAAAGUUUAUAUAAUGCCCAAACCUGCCAGACGGUGAAGUCUAUCGCUAAAAGAAAUAUAUUUAUGGGAUCGUUGGGUUACAUGAAAACAAGAUGCUGUGUUCCAAGACAGUGAACCAAACCAAAACAGUUUUAUACUUGCGUACAAAAAAAAAAGUUACCAUAGAAAUAAAGCUGCUGAAGAACAAUUGGUCUCCUCUGUUAAGAAGCAGAUAGACUGAUGGAGUUAUUCAGCUGGUCAAGAGUCCUUUCAAGAAAAUGGAGGUGUUUCUAUAUUGAAUCAACAAAAUCAAGACAGUUCUCAAUCAGCACUCCAGUAGUAAUUUCAUUGGGCCCUAUCUUCAGGUUUUACUUAUCAAAAGUUUUUCUUCAAGGCCUCUAGGUUUUCUGCUGUGUAUUUACUAUGUAAAUGCGUAGGCACAUAAAUCAAUAUUAUUUUUACAGUACUCUGAAAUGAAGCUAAGGAGUUUUAGGUUUUUGUGGGGGUUUCUUGGGGUUUUUUGGGUUUUUUUGAAAGUGUAAAACUUGCAUUUGUGCAUUGGUACCUAAAUUCUUAGUAAAAAAAAAAAAAUU